UAUAGAAAGAGAGAGCAUAGAAACAGGAAUGAAAGAACGAGGCUUCAAAAGAUAGGAUGAAACAAAGAUAGAUAGAUAGAAAGCAAGAAAGAAAGGCUAGAAAUAGGAAUGAACCAAGGUUUGUCAACUUUGUGUGGUGCACGUUUAAUGUGUAUUUCCGUUGUUGCUUCCAAAAUAUAGUCAGUGUGAGACGAAACACAUCUGGAGCGUGCAGGCAGAUUGUUAUCAGUCGAUAUGUUUGUUUAAUUCUAGACGCCUCCUGGUGAAAUCCGGUCAUUGAAGUCACUCUGUUACUGUUUAAAACACACAGGAAACUCUGGCUGCAAUGGACGAUCACACGUUGCGGACAUCUCUGCAACAGGAGCUGUAACCUGUCUUUGACUUUCUGUUGUGUUUUCCUGUACGUGUGGGUGGUUCUGUGUUUCUCUCUGAAUGCGUGCAUUACAAAGAGGAUGCUCUGCGUCGCUCUCCGUCGUAGCACCACUCACAUGCCCUCACAUGACCCCCCCUAGAGGCGGCGCCGCUUUGAACCGUCCCCUCCCAUGUCUCGUUGGCAGGCAGAGGGCGGCGACGUCAGAGCUCUGCUGAGCAAGUUCAACCCGCCCGGCAGACUCCACGGACGCCUCCAUGCGCCGGGACAGCAGGCCCGUUCAACCCCUCAGCCCGGGCCCCCGGACCUGGGCCCCGCCGCCGGGCACCACCCCCCCCGCCGCCAUGCAGCCAACGCUAACCUCAGACACAAACUCUCGCCGAUGGCCCCUCCCCAGCUCCCGGGGCGGCCGCCUUCCAGCCCCAACGAGAGCCGGCCUGGAAGCCCACGUCAGAGCCCCGGGGGCAGCAGCCCGGCACCCCCCGCCCCCAGCUGCCGCCGCUGGGGGGCGGGGGGUCCUCGAGACCCCCCGCCGGCCUACCUUCUCCCCCCGGGCGGGCACCGCCCGCCGCCUCGCCGUUGUUGGACCCGGGCCGGGUCAGGAAGACGGAGGAGUUGCUGCAGAGCAUGUUGCUGAACCGCGGCGCCCCUCCCAGCCCCGCCCACCCCCGGGGGCCGCCGCCCGCCGGCGGCCGGGGUCCGUCCCAGAGGUGACCCCCCUGAGGAAGCCCCUCCCGGCGGAGGGCCGGCAGCCCGCGAAGCCCCGGCGGCCCCAGCAGGUGAACCUGGAGCCCUACCUGAGGCGCCCGCGCACCUCCCUGCCCCCGCCGCCACUCCCGGGCCUCAAGAAGAACGGCGGGUCUCCGACGAUGGGAGGAAGAAGUCUGCCUACCUCUGGGCCACCCCUACCACCUGGUCUGCAUCGACUCCCCCACAAACCCCUCCCCCAGGAACCUCCAGUAAACAAAAUCAACAGACAAGAGACCCAAGACACAUAUGAUGACAUUGACACCUUGGGAGGAGAUGACUCGUGGGACGAGGGCAGUUCACAGAACGUUAACGGGGAGAGUGAUGACAGCGAGGUGUAUGAAAGUAUUAACGAAAACGAGCUUGAGCUGCCCCGGGCUCCCCCUCCAGUAGCAAAGCUCCCCCAGACGCAGAAGAAGCAGCAGCUGGAGAUGGACAAGAAGGAGCUGAAGGAACAGCAGAAGAGAGAGAAUGAGAUGAGGAAGAAGUUUCAGCUGAAGGGACCGCUGGAGGCCCUUCACAUAGCCAGGGUCCGGCGCGACUGGCAGGGCGGGAAACUGGACUUGGCGGUGCGCCAAGGGGACACCGUGCAGAUCCUCCGGGCCAAAGAUAAUCCCGGCGGAAAGUGGCUGGUCCGCGCGGAGACGGGCAAAUGGGGCUACGUGAGCAUCGACUGCAUGGACGUGGACUACGAGACGGUGAAGCGUCAGGUGCUGAAGGGGCUGCAGGCCAUCAACCUGCCCCCCCCUCCGCCAGACCCCCCCAAGGCCUUCGGGGGGGGCUUCGGCAUGGAUUCACCCGCUCACACAGACACUGUGGAUGAUUAUGAUGAUGAUGAUGACGAUUAUGAUGAUGUGGAGAUACCAGACGAUUUCCCCCCCCCCCCACUUGAGUGCAGCUUUGAUCCAAUUGUGGUACAGGAGCUGAAGAAGAAGUUUAAGUUUGUAGGGCCAGUACAAGUGCUGCACACCAUGAUGGUGGACCCCAACGGACAGAUCAAGAGGCCCAAGGAGAAGGAGCUGGCCAUAGCCCAGGGAGAGAUCCUGGACGUCCUGCAGUUCACCAACCACAAGAUGGCGCUGUGCCGAAACCACAUAGGCAAAUUUGGCUAUGUCCCUCGAUCUCUUCUUCUCCAAAUGGAGGGGGAUAUUUAUGACGACAUUGACCACUUUGUUGAUGUUUAUGAUAAUGAUAUCCUUCCCUGAAGCCUGAAGUUCACAUCCAGCGUUACCCUGCUCUAUCUGGGGCCCCUUGGUUUUGGGUCCCUUGGUUUUGGGCCUUCACGUUUUUGGGGCCUCAUCAUGGAACUCAUACUAAAGUGAGAGUCGUUCUUGGAUUGGACCAGGGAGCAAGCAACUAAAGCAGACAGACACACACACAUACACACACACGUACACACACACAACAACGCAUACCCACUUCCGACCUACACACGGCAGCACCACAUGCCAACAAACUGAGAAUAUCGACUGUACAGUUUUUUGUAAUCUUGCUUUUAAAAAUAAAUACACUAUUUGUUCAA
This is a messenger RNA of Gadus macrocephalus (Pacific cod), 2639 nucleotides long. Its product is annotated as FYN-binding protein 1. Lineage: Eukaryota; Metazoa; Chordata; Actinopteri; Gadiformes; Gadidae. The coding region runs from base 628 to 2322 and encodes 564 amino acids. The record is from RefSeq and is a predicted model, not a curated record. The transcript has 15 exons. Gene Ontology annotation, cellular component: plasma membrane. Gene Ontology annotation, biological process: integrin-mediated signaling pathway; T cell receptor signaling pathway; protein localization to plasma membrane. Gene Ontology annotation, molecular function: protein binding.